GAUCCCCCAACCUCCCCGGAUCCCCAUCCUUCCAUACGUAACUCACCCAGGUACUCAUACUGUACUCGCACUCUACUCCUCGCGCUCCCAUCACCUAACCAACGAACGCACGCCCACUCAUCUCCGGCCUCGUUCGGCACUCAGUCUCAGCGUAGCAUCAGGGCUGGAGCAGGGGGCGGACUGUGCACGGGUUUGAAUUGGUAGUGUACCGUAGUGCAGGGGGAGUGUUAAUCUCCGUUAGGUGGCUACGAUUCUGGAGUUGGGCUCUCAAUAUUGACAUUCCACAGCACUGUCGUCGUUUCAAACUGUGGGGGAGAAGAGGAGGCAUGGAGGGAUCUCCAUCGAUGAGAGACAGCUGUGGAUGUCAGUGUGGGGAGAUUGACAAUCGAAGACACUAUAGAAUAUCUUGUCUCGGGGCACCCAUUUCGCGGGGCAUACUGUAGUUACAGUAGUGAGUCGGAGUCCACAUGCUCCUUGGUGCGUGCCGAGGGGGGAUCCUGAUGUUGCGGGGCACCGUUGUAGCGUCUCUAACUUCGACCAUGCAACUAUACGCAUAUCUCAGAGGACUGUAUGGGAACACAGCAUGGUCGUCGUGUAGAUCGAGUAUAGUAGUCGAGUAUAGUGGUAUGGCGAGUCUCGAUGUCGGGAUAGAACUUCACAACUCCACAUCAAUCAACAGUCUUCACGCUAGAUCCCUUCGCGCCUAGCCCUCACCCUCCACAUUCCUUGGCUGAUCGGGUCUGGGAAACUUCAAACCUCACGUCUCACCCUCACUCUCACCUCUCUCCCUCUCGAGAAAUCCCCAACAAAUCCCCCCCUCACCGCCGCAAUAUAACCAUCGCAACCACCACCGCCGCCGCCGUUCCCCCCCCAUCCGCGGCUAUGGGCAGGACCUCGAAAUUCUUCUUCCCCGUCCCAGGGCGCCGCGCCUCGGUCCUCCCUCCCGCGAAAACAGAAUCUAUACCCACGACUUCCUCGAGCAGCAAUUCCCGCCCGCCGCAGCAGCGACAGCAACAACCCCUCUCGAAAGCACAGCGUCUCCUCGGCACGGGGAACCUCAAUAUCGACUCCCCCAGCCGCGAAGACGACGGUACAUGGCGAUCCUACACACCGUCCUCGACGACGCGCAGUCGAGCGGCCACGAGCCCGAGCCGGAUGAGCAUUGAGAUAGCCGAGUCGACGACAGAGGACAACGCUUUCAGUGCCUCUGAGGGAGGGGGGGUGCCGCCGAUACGGUUGGACUGCAAGGCGUCGCCGACGCUGCUGGGCCGCGGGGCGGUGAUGAGAGGGGAUUAUGGAGGUGGAGAGGAUAUGGCGAGUGACUUGCCGGAUAUCAGGUUGGAGAGGUCGAAUUCCACAUUACGGUCUUACUAUGACCGCGGAUCUACGCCCCUCGCUGUGUCACAGCAGACCUCCGCCUCGUCGGCGCGCGACCUCGCACUCCGCAAGGGCUACCAGCCCGUCGUCUCCAAUAUGCUCCACAGCCCACUCAGUCCGCAUGGCAUCGACUCCAUCGCCAAAGACGACGGCGACGACGACGUGACCACCCACAACAGAGACAGGGGCAGCUACUUCCCCUCCUCCCCCAUGCAACCCCCCAAGAAAAAAACCUCCCGCCUCGACCUCACCCGCCUCUUCCACAAAAAAUCAAAAGACGCACAAUCCCUCCGCCCCCCCUCCGUCGCCUCAGGCAUCUCCUCCUCCUCCGCUACCGACGCAGCCUAUGCCCGCAAACUGGGUAACAACCCGCCUAUCGUGCGCCAGAAAUCGGCCGUCGUUUCGCCGCCCGUCGAUCGCCUGAGGGACGAGAAGACGGUCCAGUUCCAGAGCGAUCACCACGCCACAGACGAUCUGUGGGAUCACUACGAGCAGCGCGUCUACGCGGAUCGGAGUCCGGCGCCUGUGCCUGAGCCCCGUGCCGCUGUGGCGGCGAAGGUCCCGGUAAUCACGGCACCGAGACCGAGACACGAGGCGCCGAAUGGAGUAGCCUACCCUGAUCUCCGUCCCAGAAACAAACAUGAUGGUAGGGAUACAGCGCCCCCGCCAUCGGCGCACGCAGCGUGGCGCGCGCGCGAUCACCUCGGUGCUGGCGGGGGCGGUGGGGGGCAGAAUUGGGAUGCCACGAGCCGGGUGAGCGAUUCGAGUAAGACGACUGGGACGUCUAGGCGGAGUGUGUUUUCGAACUCGAAUCUACAGCAGAAUAGCAUUCUCUCCCUAUCCGAAUCGUCGUCGUCUGAUGACGAGGAGAGGGGGGAUGAUAAGGAUACCUUCGAGAGCGAUGGGAUGGGGAAUGGCGCUAGGAGGGCGGGGGAGAGGAAUACUGCGCGAUCGCAGACGAAUGGUGGGACGACGCAUAAGAGUAGUAGUAGCACCACCUCGUCGUCGGCGAAAAAACAGUCUAGUUCAUCAAAGAUACGACAGAAACCAAAACCCCUCCGCAACCUCGACGCCUUCCCCCGCCCCGCUAGCUCGACUUCCCACCCUUCCUUGAACACACCAAGCCCGCAUCACAGCAACUUCCUCACCAUCCCCUCCCCCAUCUCGCCGCACCUCUCUGGACCAUGGCGAUCCUCCGCUUCCUCGCCGCCUACUACCGCUAUCCCGCCGCCGGGUGGUGCGCUGCCGGGUGUCCCGCAAGGCGUCAGACGACAGCCGAGCUCGGCGAGUAAGGCGAGUACGAUGAGGAGUGUGAAUAGCUCAAGGACGGCUAGUACGCUGAGGAGUACGGCGCCGAGGAGUAGGCCGCUGGUGGAGGGGCUGCCGAGUCCGGUGAGUCCGAUGAGUCCUGGGCAUGAGAGGCAGGGGAGUGAGGGGACAGGGUAUUCUAACGGGUUCAAUGGGUAUACAAAUGGAUAUUCUAAUGGGAACGGAUACGCGAAUGGGAAUGGGAAUGGAUACACCAAUGGCCACAACACACACCUCCCCAUAGGCAGCGCCACUUCAACACACACCUCCUCACGCUCCCCUAACCCCUCCUACGCCGUCCCCGCCGUUCCCACCUCAGCAACAGCGGCGGCAGCGAAUUUAAUGGCUGUCACACCACAGGAACAGGCGCUGCUCUCGGCACUGCGCCGGAAGAGAGCGAGGAUGCGGGAUAAGAUCCUGGCCGAGGGGUCGUUGGAUGUGGGGACUGCUAGUGUUGUGACUAUUGGCGGAGGGGGUGGCGGGGGUGGUGGGGCUGGGAGGAAUUUAGGAGGGGGAAGUGGAUUAAUGCUGAGAGGGAGCGUGAGGAGUGGAAUGAGUAACAGCUCCACUGUGAGUGGUGAGAGUGUUGUCUUCUGCCUCGACAACAAUAAUGGGGGACCCGUCACGAACGGCGCGGGGGGGCAGAAGUCGGUCCGAAGCGCGAGGAGCGUGAGGAGUGAACGGAGCGAUAGGGAACGGUUUGGGGGGGGUGGGGAUGAGAGGAGAGUCCGGGAGAGGGAACGGGAACGGGAGAGAGAACGGGAGAGGGAGAGGGAGAGGGAACGGGAGAGAGAAAGAGAGAGUUUCAUGGGUACUGUUAAGGGACGGGCGGUGAGGUUGAGUGCUGUUGGGAGUGUGGGGGGCGAGGGGUUUGGGUGGUAGCGGGGGAGACGAGGGCCAACCCGACCACUCACGAACUCGCAACCACGGACUCACAACCAGGGGAGGUGUAUCGAUUUUUUCGGUUUUUCUGGUUGCGCGGAUGGGAAGGGGGAGAGCGUUUUUCAAAAGGGGGGAACGGGUGCGGGGGGUGAUGAAUACCCAACGUUACAGUAUAUAUUACCAUUCCCUUUGUUUGGUGGGCGGUUAGGGAUCGAAAUCGAGAGCGCGGUGGUGGGAUAGAUGAUCUGUUUGUUGUUGUUUUUUGGAUUUAUCGUCUGUUUCUUGUUUAUUAGCUGUUUUUGUUUGCUGUUCGGGUUUUUCUUUUUUGACGUUUAGAUGGUCUUUACGGAAGGGGACAUAUUUGAUAGGAGAGGUGAUGAUGAAAGUGUAUUAUAUCUAGUAUUUAUUAAUAGUUUUGGUGGUAUAUAAUCGUCGGAUCUGCCUGGUCGCUUCGCUCCCAGUCGGAAUAAGCAAGUUGUCUUGUGGGAAGCAAGAUGUCU
This is a messenger RNA of Pseudogymnoascus destructans, 4067 nucleotides long. RefSeq lists its product as uncharacterized. Lineage: Eukaryota; Fungi; Ascomycota; Leotiomycetes; Thelebolales; Thelebolaceae. The record is from RefSeq and is a predicted model, not a curated record. The transcript has a single exon. The coding region runs from base 883 to 3567 and encodes 894 amino acids.